AUGUCCGGCUACGAUCAGUACAACCAGGGCUAUGGCCAGCAAGGUUAUGGCCAGCAAGGCUACGGCCAGCAGCAAGGCUACGGUGGCCAACAAGGCUACGGUGAUCAGCAGGGCUACAACCAACAGCAACAGUACGGCCAGCCUCAACAGGGCUACGGCCAGCAGCAAGGCUACGGCCAGCAGGGUGGUUCUGCCGACUACUACUCCGGCCAGCAACACCAGCAGCAAGGCUACGGCCAGCAGCAGGGUGGAUCUUCCGACUACUAUCAGCAAAACCAGCAGCAAGGCUACAGCCAGCACGACCAGAACCGCCAAGGUGGCUACGAGCAACAGCAGGGUGCUCCGGGUGAGGCCCAGGAAGGCGAGCGUGGCCUUGCCGGCGCCCUCGCCGGUGGUGCCGCCGGUGGCUUCGCUGGCCACAAGGUCAACCACGGUUUCCUUGGAACAAUCGGUGGAGCUAUUAUUGGUAGCCUCGCUGAAGACGCCGUCAAGAAGCACCGCAACCACGACAACCAGUCGCCUCCUCAGUAUGGGGCCCCACCUCCCAACGGUCAAUAUGGCGGCCCUUCUUCCAACAAUGGCAGCGGCGGCUCCAUGAUGGAUCAGCUCGGUGGCUUCUUCAAGAAGUAG
Molecule: messenger RNA, 630 nt
Organism: Penicillium digitatum Pd1
Lineage: Eukaryota; Fungi; Ascomycota; Eurotiomycetes; Eurotiales; Aspergillaceae
Gene: hel10
Product: putative high expression lethality protein Hel10
Cellular component (GO): outer membrane
Source: RefSeq, a predicted model, not a curated record